Mercenaria mercenaria is the source of this 690-nucleotide messenger RNA. RefSeq lists its product as uncharacterized. The coding region runs from base 1 to 690 and encodes 229 amino acids. NCBI's taxonomy places the organism in Eukaryota, Metazoa, Mollusca, Bivalvia, Venerida, Veneridae. The record is from RefSeq and is a predicted model, not a curated record. The transcript has a single exon.
AUGUCUUUUAUGGGUAUAACACUAGAUUCUAUACAUAUGGAAGCAAGACUACCACAAGACAAGCUAGCUAAAGCUGUUUUGCUAUUACGCGAGCUUGGUUCAAAACAAACAUGUCAACUCCGUACUCUCCUAUCCCUGAUAGGCUUCUUGAAUUUUGCUUGUUCGGUCAUCAGACCAGGAAGGGCUUUCCUAAGACGCCUGAUAAACCUGUCGAUUGGCGUUAAAAAGCUUCAUUACAAGGUAAAACUAAGAUCCCCAGCCAAGCACGACAUGUCCAUGUGGCUAGACUUCCUUGCAAAUUUUAAUGGGACAUCUUUUUUCAUCAACGAACAGCGGCUUUCUAGCGAUAACAUUUGUCUACAUACAGAUGCAUCAGGGUCAAAAGGCUAUGGGGCGAUUUAUAAGAGUAACUGGUUUUACGGGUCUUUCCCACACUCUUGGCAAAAAGCAAACAUCGCAUUCUUAGAACUAUACCCAAUUGUUUUGGCAGUAUUCACAUGGGGUCAUUUAUGGAGAAAUCACACGGUAGUUUUUCACACAGAUAAUGAAGCUCUGGUGUCUGUUAUCAAUAAACAGACAUCAGAAGUUCAUUGUAUAAUGUACCUUAUCAGAAAGCUAGUGGACUGGCCUACACUGUCUUACACAAAAUAUAGUAUUUUUAGCUCGCCAUGUCAAAGGAAAAGACAAUAG